GUUAUCUAGGGCAGAAAAAGAUGUUGUACGGCAUCUUCCAAUAUGGCGGCUCCCGCAAAAAUCGGCCAACAGGGCGCCGCCAUACUAUCUCGUAGUGUCUUUGUCUAAAAGACCGAAAGCUGAACGGAAUCUUCAUCGGUGGAAGGACGCCCCCGGUGUGGUGGUUGGCAACCCGCAGACUCGGAUACCAAAGACGUUAAACUUGACCUGGGAGGUGCAAUAGUAGCGCUUGUGAGUCUAAAGCCGAAGUGAUGGACCGUGGCCCUUUCUACCAACCCAACUGGUCCUGGCUUCCUGGGAUAAAAUAGUUCUUAUGAAGGAAGGAAGUGAAGAUACAAAGAUCAACGCUGCAUCCUUGACCAGAGACCUUGAACUAGAGCUUCAGAAAACAGCCCAGAAUCAACAACAGAGAAGAUAUUAGACUUUCUGACGGUGUCUAAGGGCCCCAGAAAAUGUCCAAGUCCCUAGGCUUACUGUCAUUCAAGGAUGUGGCUGUGGUUUUUACAUGGGAGGAGUGGCAGCUACUGGACCCCAUUCAGAAGCACCUGUAUCAAGAUGUGAUGUUGGAAAAUUACAGCAACCUGAUAUCAGUGGGGUGUCAAGUUACCAAAGCAGAUGCAUUCUACCAGUUGGAACAAGGACCACCAUGGAUAACGGAGGAAGAAAUCCAGAGUCAGAUUCAUCCAGAUGACACCUGGCAAGUGGAUAGUCAUACAGACUGGCACCAAGAAAACCAAGGCAACCUUGAAACUAUGGAGAGUCACCACAUAAAUAACCCAUUUAGAAAAAUAUUGUCUCUAAGCUUAAAUUCUGAUGUCCCUUUAGCACAAAGAUCCCAUACAUUUGACAUACUUGGGAAACACUUGAAACCUAACGUAGAGCACAUUAUUCAGAAUAAAAGCUAUGCAAGAAACGAAGUGGAAUUUAAUGGGUACGACAAAGUAGUUCUUUAUACCAAGCAUGGGAAAAUUCAUAAUGGAGAAAAAUAUAAUGAAUUUAAUGAACAUUUGAAGGCUUUCGGCCAUAAGUCACAGCUUGUUGAACAUUGGAAGACUCGAGCAGGAGAGAAACAGUUUAACUGCAGUGACUGUGGGAAAGUCUUUUCCCAGAAGGCAGACCUCAUUAAGCAUCAGAGAACACACACAGGACAGAAACCCUAUGGUUGCAGUAGAUGUGAGAAAGCCUUCAGCCGGAAGUCCCAUCUCAUUUUGCAUCAGAGAACCCACACAGGAGAGAAACCUUAUGAGUGCAAUAAAUGUGGGAAAGCUUUUACUGAUAAGUCAUGCCUUAAUAAACACCAGAGAACUCACACAGGAGAGAAACGGUUUGAGUGUCGCCUAUGUCAGAAAAGCUUUGGCGGUAAGUCACAACUCACCUCACACCAAAGAACUCAUACAGGACAGAAGCCCUACAGGUGUGGUGAGUGCGAGAAGAGCUUCGGCAACAAGUCACAGCUCAUUAUUCAUCAGAGAUCUCACACGGGAGAGAAACCUUACGGUUGCGACAAAUGUGGGAAGAAUUUCCCCCUUAAGUUCAGCCUCAUUUUACAUCAAAAAACUCAUACAGGGGAAAAACCUUACGGAUGCAGUGACUGUGGAAAAGCCUUCAUCCAGAGAUCUGAGCUCAUUAGACAUCAGAGAACUCACACAGGAGAGAAACCUUAUCAUUGCAGCGAAUGUGGAAAAGGCUUCAGUGUAAAGUCACUCCUCAAUACUCACUGGAGAACUCAUACAGGAGAGAAACCCUAUGGGUGCAAUGAAUGUGGGAAAACGUUCUCCAUCAAGUUUAGUCUCAUCCUACACCAAAGAACACAUACGGGUGAGAAACCUUAUGAAUGCAGUCAGUGUCAGAAAGCUUUCACCCAAAAGUCACACCUCACUAUUCAUCAGAGGUCUCACACCGGAGAGAAACCUUACGAGUGUAGCGAAUGCCACAGAGCCUUCAGCCGGAAGUCCUAUCUCCUCAUUCACCAGAGAAUUCACUCAGGAGAGAAACCGUAUGAAUGCAUCCAGUGUGGGAAGACUUUCUCUCACAAGUUUAGCCUUAUUAUUCAUCAGAGAAUCCAUACAGGAGAGAAACCCUAUGGAUGCAGUGAAUGUGGGAAAACUUUUCCUAUUAAGUUCAGCCUCGUUUUGCAUCAGAAAACACACACGGGAGAGAAACCCCACGAAUGCAGCGAAUGUCAGAAAUCUUUUGCCCAGAAGUCACAUCUUAUUAUCCAUCAAAGAACUCACACAGGGGAGAAGCCUUAUGGAUGCAAGACGGCCCACGAAUGUCCUGAAUGUGGGAAAGCCUUCCUCAAGAAGUCUCGGCUCACAGAACAUAAGAGAAUUCAUACAGGAAAAAAACCCCAUGGGUGUAGUGUAUGUGGGAGAACCUUCUCCAAGAAGUUCAAGCUCACUGAACAUCAGCGAAUUCACAAAGGAGAGAAACCCUAUGAGUGCUGUGAGUGUGGGAAAGCCUUCCUCAGGAAAUUUCAGCUUACUGAACAUCAGAAGACUCAUACAGGAAAUAAACCCCAUGGCUGCAGUAUAUGUGGGAAAGCAUUCUCCAGAAAGUUCAAGCUGACUGAACACCAGAGAACUCACACAGGAGAGAAACCUUAUGGAUGUAGUGAAUGUGGCAAAGCCUUCUGCAGGAAGGCAGAACUCAUUAUACAUCAGAGAAAUGAAAGAGGAGAAAGGCCCCAUCAGUGCAGUGAAUGUGGGAAAGGUUUCGCCAGAAAAUCACAACUCAUUCUACAUCAGAAAACUCAUACAGGAGAGAAAUCCUAUAUAUGCAGUGAAUGUGGAAAAGGUUUCAUUCAGAAGGGCAAUCUCCUUAUACAUCAACGAACUCAUACUGGAGAGAAACCCUAUGGAUGCAUUGAAUGUGGUAAGGCCUUCAGCCAGAAGGCGUGCCUGAUAGCACAUCAGCGAUUUCAUACAGGAAAGACUCCCUUCGUAUGUACUGAAUGUGGAAAAUCUUGUUCACAGAAAUCAGGACUCAUUAAACACCAGAGAAUUCACACAGGAGAGAAACCCUAUAAGUGCAGUGACUGUGGGAAAGCCUUCACUACAAAGACAAUGCUCACUGUCCAUCAAAGAACUCAUACAGGAGAGAGACCCUAUGGAUGCAAUGAAUGUGGGAAAGCUUUCUCCCACAUGUCAUGCCUUGUUAAACAUAAGAGGAUACACACAAGAGAGAAACAUGUAGAUUCAGUGAAGGUUGAGUAUUCUUCCACAGAGGGUCACAGCUUAUUAGAUACUAGCGAAUUCAUGCAGGGGAAAAGCCCUGUUAAUACAGUGACUGCACAGAUGCCUUCCGCGAUCCCUCAGACCUCAUUAAACAUCAGUGGGCUCCUCGCAGAUAGGAAUGCAGUCCUAGUGGGACAGCCAGCUGCCAGAUGUGCACCCUCAGGAAAUAACGGAGAAUUUGUACAGGAGAGAAACCUUAUGAAUGCAGCGAAUGUGGUUGUGCCUUCAGUGGUCAAUUACAUCUUAUUUUAUGUCACGAAAAAUACAUAGAAAAAAACUGGUACAUUCAAUUAGGAAAAGCCUUGAGCAAUAAUGUCUUGCUGAUAAUAUGGUUAUACACAAACAAAACCCAUGAGUGCAGAGGCUAGUUUUAGAAGACCGACUCUGUCUGUCAUCAGUGAUCAACAUAGCUCAUCAGGGAGCUUAUAGUGAGUAGAGACAUGGCAAUAGUGGGAAAGUCCUUACCCUUAAUAUGUGUCAGUUCAUACUGAGGAGAAACAGGAGGCAAUGAACGUGGGGCACCUAGGUGGCUCAGGUCAUGAUCUCACGGUUCGUGAGCUCAAGCCCCAUGUCGGGCUCUGCGCUGACAGCUCAGAGCCUGGAGCCUGCUUCAGAUUCUGUGUCUCCUUCUCUCUCUGCCCCUCCCCCGCUCAGCUCUGUCUCUCUCUCAAAAAUAAACAUUAAAAAAAAAAAAAGGCAGUGAACAUGGCUGGGAUUUCAGUGGUACAUUCUGCCUCAUGCAUUAGCAGGUAAAAUCACAGAGAAAUAAAACUCUGUUAAUCCACUAAUUGUGGAAUUCCUUUAACGAAAUACUAAAGUUCUUGUGAAACAAAGGUUUGUGAAGAUGAGGAACAUUUGAGAGCUUUAUGUACCUUUUCUAAUUUGACCUAUAUGUCAUGUAAUACACCUGAUGUACAUUUUCAGACAGGGUACCUUGAACCACAUUCCUAAUUACCAUGUUAGUGAUUCCAUAAUUUAGAAGAGAUAGUUUCUGCCCUACAUCACUGGCUAACAUUAUCACACUAUAUUCACUUUUCCCAUUUGUGGAUUCUUUUUUUUUUUUUAAUUUUGUUUUAGAGAGAGAGAGUGUACGCAUGUGAGCUGGGGAUAGGGGCAGAGGGAGAGAGAGACUCAAGCAUGACCCUGGGAUCAUGAUCUCCACUGAAAUCAAGAGUUGGAAGCUCAACCAACUGAGCCAUUCGGAAUUAAAACAGGGCCAGGAAGAAAUUAAGUAAAUAGUAAAACCGGGCCAGAAAGGACCAAACUUUCCAAGUAACCUCAGGUGCACCUUUCUCUUUUUCUAAAAUUUUCUUCAAUUCUAAAAUUCUUCAGUAUCAUAUAAUGUUUACCCUGUUGCAUUUCUUUGGCUUUAGAUUUUAUUUCAGGCAACUGAAGUCCUUCAAAAAGAAAUGAAUAUUUUAAACUCAUGAAUAUAAUUUAAUGUCCUUUGAUGAGUUUAAGUUCAAUUUAAAAAUGAGAGCAAGCAUUACACAAUGUCACCAUAAAAGCGAUUUUUAAAAUUUUCUAGACCUGAAAAGAUAGAGAAACCAGGUUUGCAAAAUGAACUAAAAGCCCAAGUACAAUUAGUAAUUUAAACCUACACAUUAAAUAACAAAAUACAUUCCAACAAAGCUCCCAGUAGUCAUUUUCGAAAACAUGAGAAAGUAAGGUAGGCAAUUUGAACACAAAUUAAGAGGAUUACUUCCAUCCUAGCUCUCCCUGUCCCUUCCCUGAUUAUUGAAUUCUCAGAAUGCUGGGAAUCUGAAGUUCUAAAUGCCUGGAUAACUAUCCAGUUGCCUCCCUUGGAGGCAGUACCCUGUCUAACCCUAACUUUGGCUUCAUUGAUGGAACCACCCCAACAUUCUUGCUGGUAUCUAUUCCCAUUUUCUCUCAACUCAGAGGGACUCUGAGUCCUACAAACACGAGGAAGACAAAAGUAGAUCUUCAUAGAAUCAGCCUUGGACUGGUAUCUCAUGCUCCACAAAGCCAGAGAGACUUGGAUUUGGACCUAGAGUAGGCACAGGGUUUCUGGAAGAGUAGGGUGAAUCUAGUGCUGGAAUUACUGAAGGCCUGUAACCAGCCUGGAAAGUAUUUUUGGAAUCUGAUAUGUGUAAUUAGUUAAAUGUAGUCAGGGGUAAUCACAGGGGCUGGCAUAAACAAUACAGGAAGAAGUUCAGACCACGUCUACUGGUGAAAAACUGAUCUGAAAAGGGCAUGAGGUCAGGUCUCAGGGAGAAACUAAAGGUAGAGGUCAGACGAGAUAGUUGAGUGGCAUUUAGGCAGCUGAUUUUUUUUUGUAAAUCAAUGACAUAAACACCACUAGAAUCACUUGGAGAGAACAUUUCACUUGUUUUCUUCGAGAUUUUGAUACGGAAUAUAAUGACCUUGGGUCAUGUAUAAACGUUACCAAUUUUAAUACAAACCAUAUUACAAUAUCAACUUUAUGCGCAAGUGUAUGGUCUUGAAUGUAAGUUAUACACUGUAAAAGUUAGACUAUAAGCUUCAUGAGGGUAGGGAACUUCUGAUAACCCCUGUAUACAAGAUGUCUAGAAGAAUAUGUGAUAUAGGGUAGGCACUUGAUACACAUGGUUAGUUGACUGAAUCCCAUCCAAUAAGCAAUCUUGUCUUGCUUAACUGAGAUUUAAAGCAGGGCCAGGAAGAAAUUAACUAACCAAAUAAUAAAACAGGGCCAGAAAGGACCAAACUUUUCAAGUAACCUCAGUGUAUCCCAAAACAAUUCUUUGUAAGAGGGGCGCUUCAAGAAUAUUUGUAAGAGAGGCGUCUGGGUGGCUCAGUCGGUUAGCAUCCAACUCGGUUUUGGCUCAGGUCAUGAUCUCACAGUUUGUGGGUUCAAGUCCCUUGCUGGGCCCUGCACUGACAGUGCAGAGCCUGCUUGGGAUUCUCUCUCUCUGGCCCCUCUCUCUCUGCCCCUCCACCCCCACUCUCCUCUCUCUCAAUAAAUUAACUAAAUAAAUAAAUAGAGUGCAAAAAUAUCCUGAUCUCCCCUGUUGUACCUACUCCCCCAUAAUCCCAUAAUAAAGUUGACAAACUUAUCAGGCAGGAAAAUGUGACCAGUGUUGAAAGACCAAUCAAAAGUGACCUAGAACUGAUAUCAAUGCUAGAUUGAGCGAACAAGGACAUUGUAUAAACGGUUAUAGCUGUAUUCCAUUAUAUCAAAGAGAGGAAUGAUUAACAUGUUAAUAACAACAAUGUCUUGGGUUGAUAAGAUAUGUAAUACAUUUUACUUCAUAUUUUAUAAACCUUCCCAGAAUACUGUUGUUUGUUCACUAUCUUGAUCAGAGAGUGAAGGGCAGUUAGCAGUUUCCCCUAGGCAUUCCUCACAAUACCUCUUUUGCCACUUGGCCAAGAACAUAAGGCCGCCUUUUUUUUUUUAAGUUCAGGUUCUCUGAACAGUUUUUCACUUUUUAAUACAAUCUUUUGUUCUCAUUAUGCUUAAAUUUGUACUUUCUUUUGCCUUGCCAUAAAGUUCACUGAUGUUUUGCAUACACGAAUAGGGUAAACUGCUCCUAGUUUUUAGACUCGCCCCCCCCCCCCCCCCCGGCCCACCUGUUUUUCAUUUUGGAUAGUUUGUAUUGCUGUGUCUUCAGUUCACUAAUUUUUUCUUACACAAUGUCUACUCUGCUAGGGACACCUGGGUGGAUAAGUCCUUUAAGCUUCCAACUUCAGCUCAGGUCAUGAUCUUGUGGUCCAUGGGUUUAAGCCCCACAUGAGGCUCUGUGCUGACAGCUCAAGGGCCUAGAGCCUGCUUUGGAUUCUGUGUCUCUCUCUCUCUGCCCCCACCCCUCACUCACACUCUGUCUCCCUCUUUCUCCCAAACAUAAAUAAACACUAAAAAGAAACAAUGUUUACUCUGCCAUCAAUCCCAUCAAGAGUAUGUCUUAUUUCUAGAAAUUUGAAUUGGGCCUUUCUUUUUAGAUCAUUCAUAUCUCUAUUUAAUAUGGUUUAUUUUUUGGGUCUGGGUGGCUCAGUCAGUUGAGUGUCUGACUUCAACUCAUGUCAUGAUCUUGGGGUUCAUGGGUUCAAGCCCUACACUAGGCUCUGUGCUGACAACUUGGAGCCUGGAGCCUGCUUCAGAUGCUGUGUGUGUCUCUCUCUUUCUCUCAAAAUAAAUAAAUAAGCACCAAAAAAACAAAAACAAAACAUGGUUUACUUUUUUUUUUUAAGUUUUUAUUUAAGUAGUCUCUGCAAAUCACAACCCUGAAAUCAAGUCACAUACUCUACCGACUGAGCCAGCCAGGCAUCCCAACAUGGUUUACUUUUAACUUAAUUGUGACAGUAUUUAAAGUGAGUUUUCAGGGGCGCCUGGGUGGCUCAGUCGGUUAAGCGGCCGACUUCAGCUCAGGUAGUGAUCUCGCAGUCAGUGAGUUCGAGCCCCGCGUCGGGCUCUGUGCUGACAGCUCAGAGCCUGGAGCCUGUUUCAGAUUCUGUGUCUCCCUCUCUCUGACCCUCCCCUGUUCAUGCUCUGUCUCUCCCUGUCUCAAAAAUAAAUAAAACAUUAAAAAAAUAAAAUAAAAUAAAAUAAAAUAAAAUAAAAUAAAAUAAAAUAAAAUAAAGUGAGUUUUCAGUAUUUAAAGUGAGUAGUUCAGUUAAGCAUCUGACUCUUGAUUUUGGUUCAGGUCAUGUUACCAUGGUUUGUGAGUUCAAGCCCUACACUGGGCUCUAGUGCAGGGUGUGCUUGGGAUUCUCUCCCUCUCUCUCUCUCAAAAAUAAGUAUUUUUUUUAAAAAGUAGGCAGCAUAUAGUUAGACCUAGGUUUUUGUUUGUUUUGUUUUUUAAUCUAGUUGACAAUCUCUUUUUAUUGGGGUAUUUAGGUCAUUCAUAAUUAAUGUGGUUAUGUUCAAAUAAUGUGCAAUUUGUUAUUUAUUCUAUCUGGUUUUGCUCUCCUUUUUGUCUUUUUCUACCUUCUUUUGGAGUAGCUAUGUUUUAUGAUCAUUUAUAUCCUUUGUUGGCUCGUUAGGUGUAACUUUGUUAUUUAAGUGGUUCCUUUAGAGUUUACAGAAUGUAUCAUUCACUUAUCAGUGUAUCUUCAAGUUAUCAUACUUUUCACAUGUAGUACUAGAAUCUUGUAAUAGUAUACUUCAGUUUUCUGCAGCCAGAUCAGCUUCGUUGAAGAGAUUAUCUUCUGGAUGCUCCUGGGACACUUUUUUUUUUUUUUUAAACCCUAGGAUAUAUUUUUAGGGGAUGGAUAAACUGGCUUUACAUAAUUACACAUUAGCAUUUCUAACUCCAUAUACUUUCAGAAUCUUUACAAAAUAUGAAGAAAUUUCUGGCAUUUAAACUUUAGGCCACCUUUGAGUCAGGUUACAUUCAACCAACAAAGCAAACUAAAGCCAUUCUAACUGAGCUUACACAUUAAAGCCAGAAUCCAUUCAUGGUCAGCCCAUAUUGUUAAGUUUGCCUGAUCCAAAUUUUUAUUCCUUUUUACUAUAAUCCCACAAAUGUUUCCCAGGAUUCUCUUUAUAUAAGCAAUAUAUAUA
Messenger RNA from Leopardus geoffroyi (Geoffroy's cat), 8733 nucleotides. RefSeq names its product zinc finger protein 577-like. Gene Ontology annotation, molecular function: RNA polymerase II cis-regulatory region sequence-specific DNA binding; DNA-binding transcription repressor activity, RNA polymerase II-specific. The transcript has 6 exons. Lineage: Eukaryota; Metazoa; Chordata; Mammalia; Carnivora; Felidae. Bases 453 to 3506 code for a protein of 1017 amino acids. Gene Ontology annotation, cellular component: nucleus. Gene Ontology annotation, biological process: negative regulation of transcription by RNA polymerase II; central nervous system development. The record is from RefSeq and is a predicted model, not a curated record.